Mesorhabditis belari is the source of this 819-nucleotide messenger RNA. NCBI's taxonomy places the organism in Eukaryota, Metazoa, Nematoda, Chromadorea, Rhabditida, Rhabditidae. The record is from the annotation of a GenBank genome assembly.
AUGAAGUUACUCAGGGAUAUCAAGAUAUUCGAAUCGCUCAACUGCAUUCUCUGCAAGGAACCGUUUGUGCCGAUUGCAAGACAGCCUCGAUCUCCACGACUUUUGCUUUGUGGAUCGGCGAUGUGUCAUGAAUGUUUCGAGAAGGAAAAGUCGUUGAAACAAGAGGAGAGGGAACAUAAAUGCGAUUACGGCGAAAAAUGCUUCUACAAUCCCAACUUUGCUUACUGUGUGAUUGAUGUGCUAUCACAGGAUUGCUUCACUCUUUCGCCGAUUUUGGGCGGAUAUUUGCUUAUGAAGCCAUUGGUCAAUCCUGAAUGCCCAAUCUGUCACGAUGAAUAUUCGAACAAAGUCGCUUCUAACAAAGAAAAUGGAGAAAAUCGUUGGAAAAAUUGGUUGCAAGUUUUCUUGGACGAAUUGCCUGAAAUGACAUGCCAAUUAGAAGAAAUGAAUAAAUCUGGAUAUCGUUUUUGUGAUGAAUGCAAGAAAUUGGAUAUUGUUGACGAAAUGCAUCACUGUAAGAAGUGCUUGUUGCAGCUAUGUGGGAGCUGUAUCUACAAGAAUCAUCGUUCACACAAGCCAAUCACACUUCUGCAAAAAGAGGAAUUGUCUGAUGGCCUGCAAGGAUUUGAUCAGAAGCUGUUGAAAAAGAAAAGAGAUCUCACAAAUGCGUCGACCUUUGAAGUUUUAAUGGAGAAACAUAAAAAGUGCACAGAACUGAAGACGCAUUUCGAGAAGUGCUCCGAAGAAUACAUGCCCCACGUACGCAAAUACGAAAAAAGAGUCCAAGAAUUGAUGAAAACUCUCGAUAUUGAUCCAAAU